Gavia stellata (red-throated loon) is the source of this 4176-nucleotide messenger RNA. RefSeq names its product SEC22 homolog C, vesicle trafficking protein (gene SEC22C). The record is from RefSeq and is a predicted model, not a curated record. The coding region runs from base 52 to 966 and encodes 304 amino acids. NCBI's taxonomy places the organism in Eukaryota, Metazoa, Chordata, Aves, Gaviiformes, Gaviidae. Gene Ontology annotation, biological process: endoplasmic reticulum to Golgi vesicle-mediated transport. The transcript has 7 exons.
CUUGUGUGUUCUGAACGUACCAGGUUGUCCUCAUGAGUACUCCAGUGGAGAAUGUCCAUGAUCUUCUUUGCCUGUGUGGUGCGGGUGAGGGAUGGACUUCCCCUCUCAGCCUCCACAGACUUCCAUUUCAACCAGGACUUCCUGGAAUGCAGAAAGAGAUUAAAGGCGUUAUCCUCAAUUCUGGCUCAGUAUCCAAGUCGAGGCACGGCAAAAGGACGUGACCUUAGCAUACAUUUCCUAUCUUCUGGGGAUAUUGCCUGCAUGGCAAUCUGUUCCAGCAAUUACUCAACUAUCAUGGCGUUUUGCUUCCUGGAAGAGCUUCAGUGGGAAUUUGCUGCUUCCUAUGAUACAACAAGCAUCAGUUUAGCUUCCAGACCGUAUGCUUUUCUUGAAUUUGAUAAUGUUAUUCAGAAAGUGAAGUGCCAUUUUAACUGUGCGAGUGGCUCUCAAAUGAAGGCCAGCUGGGAGAAGGUUGAGGAGGAGCUGAAGUUCCAGCCCCCGGUUCAGCUGAAACUAGAGGAUACAGAGCUGAUGAAUGGGAUGGCUAAUGGUGGGCAUGCAGGUGUACAUGUGGAGGUUGUCCCUACUUACAGAAUGCAGCGUGUGACACCCCUGGGGAUUCUGUCGCUUGUUCUGAACAUCAUGUGUGGAGCUUUGAAUCUCAUUCGAGGAGUUCACCUAGCAGAGUAUUCAUUUCAGGAGGACCAUGAAGGAAUUGGAAAUGUGAUAGCUUUUUUCCUACCUUUUCUAGCCUGUGUUUUUCAGUGUUACUUGUACCUCUUCUACAGCUCGUCAAGGAAGGUGAAGACAUUUCUACUCUUUUUCUCUGUUUGUUUAUGCAACAUUUACUUGUACGGAUUACGGAACCUCUGGCAAAUAGCCUUUCACAUAGGAGUGGCAUCUCUUUCUUCUUAUCAGAUAUUGACGAGGCAACUUAUGGAGAAACAGCCUGACUGUGGAGUAUGAAAAAACUUCGGGUUUGCUACUCUAUUUUUACAACUUUUUUGUAUUAAACUGGCCAAAAAUAGCUUGGAGUAUUUUGGAAGAUUUGUGACAAUGGUUAUUGCAAGGAGGAUAUUUCAAAGCAACUCGAAAAUAAAGUAGGAUACUGUAAUCGUGUCAAACAUACAGUGAGGAAUGUAGCUGUAUUUAACAUGGCAUGUGGUAAUUGUGCGUGGUAGAUUUUGUCAGGUGUCAUCAACAAAUGGAGGUUCUCCUUACCAUAAACAGGCUUUUACUCCUUGACUAAUACCAUCUAGACAGCAUUUUGCCAUUUGUCUUACUGGCUUUUUAACAGUUUGGUGGGUGAACAUCUUGCCCUGCCAAUGCUUCUGAAACUAUUAAAAUUGUAUAGUAAAAUGAAGAUAAAGUGGUGGGUAACAUUUUUUUCUAUAGAAUUUGUUAAGCAUUAAGAUUCUUGGUAAAUGUAAGUAAAGGAGUUUUUUGCCAUAAUUAGAUGAGUUCAACAUCAGUGGGAAAAAUAGUAAGGAUGAGCUUCGGGGUAAUUUUUCUAGGUUUUGAAGGAAAGGAAAAGGCUGUGGCUAUUUUAAAAACCAUAACGGCUAUAAAUAUCUCCUGGCUAAACAGCGCAUCGUAGUUAAGUAUGUGCUCAUUGGUUAAUUGCAAAUAUGCUUGGGGCAGCAUAAAAUAAACCAAGUGAAUAUAAGUGAUCUUUCAGCUCAAGUGACCUUUAUCCUUGGUUAAGGUCACUCUUAGUAUAAGGGUAAUUCCAUGUUUGCUUGGUCUGUAUGGAUAAUAAAUCUUCCAAGCCUACUUAUGACAGGCCACUGACUCCCUCACCUUUUUUAAAAAAAUGCAUAGCUGGUGAGUAGAAAACCAUUUCCAGUAAUGGAAAGCAAGAGCAGGUUCUCUUUAUUAUAUAAAACACCUUUAGUUAAUGGUGUUGAGUUCUUACACUAAGAUGAAUUUAUGAGUGUGCACUUUUGAAUAUAGUACUUAAGAGCUGAAAUUCUUAACCUCUGCUGCACUCGUAUUGUUGUAUGUUAUGUAUUGAGGUGCAUACGGGCAUUUUAGAACAUACAUAAAUAAUUUAGGCUGUCUGUUUAAAAAUGUGUAGCAUUUUGAAGCAGCUGGUCUUGAAGGGUUAUAGAGACUCAAACUGAGAAGAUGUAGAGAACUCUGGGUGUGUUAUUGUGGAAUGUGGUCCUAGAUUUUCUUUAUUUUCUUUUCGUUAGGAAACUGUUUUCUGGUUGCCCCAUUUCUUCUACCAAAUGUCUGUCACCAAAGAUUUAUUUUCCUGUCACAUAGUCUCUACCUCUAGAGGUUGCAAAGAGAUUAACGUGAUGCAGAGUUAUCUUCCUGAGUUUGCAGAAAUGCUUAACAAAAUUACUUCCUUGCAUCUCGGUGCAUUUCCCUGAAAUCUCGUGAUGUAAACACUUACGAGUAUCAGUAGGCUACUAGACCAGACACCUGUGUACCUUGGAAGCACUUCUGUGAUGCAGCUGACUGCAACAACGGCGUCAAUGGGCAGCCCUUUACAACCUGAACAGUUUCUAGGACAUCAAGAGACUUGGUGCCAGAGCUUUUUCCAGUAGUAAAAUGUAGGUAUUUCUUUUCCAUCCCAUAUUUGCCCAUUUACUGUAACAACAACAAAAUGAAAUCCUUUAAACUGUGAGGAAUAGUCUAGUAGGAAUGAUGGAAGAAUAUUUUAGCCAGCCAGUUAAGAAAACAGCCAGAGCUGUGUGCCAUAAGGGAAUACUCUUCUGUAUAAGGGAGCGGAUUAAAAUUGUUGGUCUGUCAUUACCCCAGUUUUCUGCCAGACUGUAAGUGCAGAAAUGAAGCCAGCAUUCAACCGUUGUCCUUAAGACACCUGGAUGACCCCACAGAUGUGGGAGUUUUAGUACUGACAAGCUUUAAGUUUCCAUGCUGUUCAGUCCCAGUUUUACUUGGUGAUAUGACCCAGCUUCUACCCUUUCACCCUCCAUCAGACUAAAGAGUCAAAAAGAGCUUUACUGUUUCUCCGUAGGCUUCGAUAAAGCUAUAGCUUAAGGCACGCAGAGCAUUUACAACUGGGGCUUGGGGCCAGUGAACCGUUACCUGCUUUUUAUUCCUCAUCCUUGUCUUGAGCUGACUGGAAUAAACUGUAAUGUUCCUGAUGCUUCCUGAGCGUCUGACUGUUUGCUUUAUCAUAAAACAAAUACAUCCCCAUGCCAGGUGAUGUUAGCAACAGCUCUGCAAUAAGAGUGGUAGAACAAGGUGUUUAGAUAGCUUGUGUAAUUAACAUAAUUAGAGUGGAUAAAGAUUAAAUUCAGCUUUUGCUUAACACUUUCUUUUCCCUGCAAAUGUUUCAGUAAAAUCAAACAAAACCAGUUGGUUCAGUUCUGCCUUCAUGUAAUUUUUUUUUUUCUUUGUGAAUUAGGCGGAGGAUGCGACUAGAUCUUUUCUACUAAAUGAACAAAGCUCUGGUUUGCUGUUAGUCUUAAUCCCUUUGCAACCUUUUUUUCCCCCUGUAAUAUGUGUAAACCAUAUUAAGGAAUCUGCAUGGAUUAAUAUAUGUGCGUUAGUAUCUGCGCACUUUGUAGGUUUGGACUGUGAUUCAGGGAUGAGGCAGAGCAUGCAUAGUUUGACCUAUUUUUUUUCCCUUUUUUUAAUGUUAGUGUUUUGAAUGGCUCCUAUAUCUGUAUGGUAUUUAUACAGUUAAACUUUUUCUUCUGGUGAAACAGUAAGAGGAAUAGAAUAGUUUACACUGAUCUCAGUGCUUUAAGAUUUAAUAAAAAAGAAUGACUUGCAGUUUGAGUACAUGAAAUCUGACUCACAUCGUAGGAUUAUGCCUGUAUUGAAUCAAAUCCUCAAAUGGGAAUCCAUGCCUUUUUGUUCAACUUUAAACUGUUUAAUGUAGUUUGAAUUGCAUCUCCUUAAUUCUGUCAGUUUUAAAGAUAAGUCUUUUGGAAACUCUUUUCCUCACCCAGCAGCUCAGUGCAAGAAAAUUGGCAAAGAAUAAACUUCAUUAAUUUAAAGAUUUGCAGUGCUUAGUCACUUCAGGAAACUGAUCAUUUUCUGUGGGUUUUUGGUUUUUUUUUCUUCCUCCCAAAGACCUGUUAAGUUUAUAGAAGGUGGGCUGGUACCUUUUUAGACAUUUUUGCACUGUAUUAAUAAUUGAACCUGUGUAAAUGUGUAUAAAAUAAUUUUGCAUGUAUAUGUAUAUAUGUACAUAUA